AAGAAACGCUGCUAUGACAGAAAAUAAAGGCCAGUAAAUCCUGUAAUUUUCUAGCUCCAACAGGCUCAUAAACAAAAAGAUAUACACCAUUAAAUCACUCAAUUUCCACAUUUUUGCUGUUUAUUUUUGCUGCUGACUUGCCUGUAUACUAUUUAUAUCCACUGUGACCUACUGAUUAAAUACCAUAAACUGCCCUUUCUCAUGGUUCCCUGAGUCCUACACCCUAAAGAAUGGAUUUAAAGAACCAGUGUGUCUGUGUGAGCAAGACAGUGAUUUGCAUCCAUCCUGUAAAGACACUGUGUGCCAUUCUUCUGUCAGAAACAAGGGUGGGUGUCUGUGGAGUCGCACUGGCGCUAUUUACCCCAACUCACAGACUUAUCUCUGUCCUGAGAAGACCAUGUAACUUACCAGCUGUCUGUACGGCUAAUCAUUGAUUCGAUCAUUAGGAUCCUAAGACUUGGCCCAGGAUCAAUGUUUCUCUCUGUCUGUCUGUCUGAGUUUUGAAAGGUACAGAGAGACAUUAAGGCAUCCCUAGUGUUGCAGCAUGCUGAUGUGGUAACCACAGUUUCCUCUGUAUCAACGGAAGACAGUAGCAGAUGCACACAAAAAAGCAGCAGUAAGAACUUGAGCCUCUACAUGCCAGCCAAAACUGCAAUGGGAGCUGUUCGCUGAAGUUGUGCUGGGGAACCGAAGACUCCAAGGGGCAGAACAACAAGAAAUCAAGGAGAGGAGCCCAGAGGAGUCAUCUCUUCUGGACCACAAAGCAGAGAAUCAUCAGGAGCAUCACUGAAAUAUCAAACAUUUUAAUGCAGGAUUUGUUUCUGUGAAAGAAACUAAUGAGAGGACUUUAAUUGUGCCACUCUUUUGUACACACUCAAAACUGCAGCAUUCAGACAAACUGUUUCCAGAGUGCCGUCUAAAAGAUAGUUGCUUGGAAUCUCUUAAAUAUCAAGUUCACUCUUCCGCUCUUUUUUUGGGAUUUGGCACUUGACAGGCGGUCAUUAACUUUGUUUACUCUCUGACAAUGGCCUUGCUCCCUACUCCAGCAAGUGAGCACAACAAGCAGAGGACAGGAGCAUGCUUCACUGUCCGCUCAGCUAACUCUCCCUCUUACAGUCUCACUCGCAGACCAGGUGUUAGGAAACCCAGAGUUUUUUCAGAGGAGGAGAGGGAGGGUACUGAGCAAGUCAGAGAAAGAGAGAGAUACAGGAUGCACACUGGCACAAAUGGUACAAACAAGGAGGAGGAUCGCACAGUCACCGGUUAUCAAGCCAGGACUGGGAGUCGCAGCAGUGUCAAAGGUCAGUGUGAGGAGAAGGACACAUCAGUCCAUGAAAUGUCUACCAAGCAGAACCAGAAUGGCACAGCAGACAAAACAACCACAGGGUUUGGCACUGAUGGAAGUAGAAACCCUGCAUCUGAAAGCCGGGGCAGGACAGAGUGGAGGAUAUACAACCUGUCAAGUAGAAGUAAGAGUUUAGAUUGGCGAACAGGGGAAAGAAGCCCUGAUCGAGGCAAAAGGGCUGACACAUUCUUGUUGUCAACCAAAAGAGGAGGGGACAUCAGUAAACAGGCUGGAGGCUUGGAUGAAAGACGGACAGGAGUUGAAGGAGCGAGGGGCAGGGUGAUGUCUUCAAUACAGGCCUAUUGUAACCCUGCAUGUACAAGUAAUGUUGUUCAAGAGAGGAACCAAGUGAGUCACAUGAGUCAGACUUUGGACAGGGCCAGUAGGGGUCAUUCUCUCCCCUCCAGGAUGAGGUCCCAGUCUGGACCUGGCUCUGGUGUCAGAGGGACAGCUACUUCGUUUGGGCCCAAAGGAGGUCAGAGUAUAAUGGAGCGGAUAGAGAAACUCUACGGGUCAGCUGGUCUUGGUAAAACAGAGGAUUGCAGCAAAAUUAGGGAUUUCUCUACCACAGACUUCCUCAUUUCGGCACAGCAGAGGUCAUAUGGCAGGGCAGCAGGGGGAACCUUCCCCAGGCGUUUCUCAUCAGGAGAGAAAAGCAGCCUUAGUCCAGUGCAAAGCAGGAAAUCAUUCACCUGGACACAAAAAGACACUUCAGGUUCUGAGACACUUUCUUCCGCGACAAGGAGGAACAGGGAGAGAUGGUCAGGGGGACAGUGCCAAGAACAGAUACAGGGCAGGUAUUCAGAGAAAGGGGGAGUUAGCUGGGGAAGAGGGUUAGAGGAAAUUGGCACAAGGUCUCUGGAUAGAGCGAGGAGCAGGUGCACUGUAGCAGCUCAGAAAAGAUCUGCAAGGGCUGCAGGAGGAAUUACUGUGCCUCCACAGUCAGACACUUUCUUAGAAGAAGAGAGAUCGGUUUCUUUGAAUGAUUUGUCUGGAUUGAGAGAGAGAAGAGCAAAUGGAAGUAAGGAUCAGGGCAGGGUGAACCAUGGAGAGGAAAAGGGCGAGACUAAUGGAAUAAAUGGAACAUUGAGAGAAAAAACUGGGAGGCUUAAAGAGCAGGAAAAAGAGGAAGAGAUAGAUGAUGGCGCAAAAGAAACAACUGAUUUGACGAGCGGCAUCAGUGAUGAAGAUGUGUUUGAGUCAACACAGAAAAUCACAAUGAAAACAAUAGAGAGGAAGAAAUGCCAAGAUAUAUUGUCAGCCCCCUCUGCAGCCAGUGUGAGAAAUAAGAUCAAUCAGUUUGAGGCUCUGACACAGAGAUCCCAGGGUUUGGCUACAGGACAGGUCCUGAUGCCCAGACGGGCAUUGUCUGUGCCAACGCAACACUGCAGGGCUCAUGAUGGAGUGAAAAAGAGUGGGUCAGCAAAAGCGAUAGGUGGAAUGAGAGACAAGUGGGAGGGAUUGAAAGAGGGAGAGGAUGCAGGUGAGAAAACUGAGGAGAAAGUGACAGGAGCAGGAAAGAAGCUGGUCUCAGAAAGGUCUUUAUCAGUGGACGAGGUAGGACUAAGAUUAGGGAGGAAAGAGAGAGAAGGGAAUAAUGAAGGAAAAGAAACAGAUGGUGGUAACAAAUGCGCUGAAGAUUUUGGUCAAUAUUCCAGACUUAAGACUACACUAGAAAUCCCACUAAAUGGAGGAGCUCAAAGACGCCGUACAAACUUUUACAUAGAUGAGAUAGAUUUCUCCAAAGUCUCAAGCCCUGAGGAGGCAAGGAAGAGACCACCGUCCUCACUACUGUCCAACUUCAGUGACACUUCUGCUGGUGUGCAGAAAACAACUGCCCCUAGGAUUACUUCACCUGUUAGUGAUGAAGACACAACUCCAACAAACACUCCAAACCACUCACCCUUUCUUUCACCUACUGCACAACCGGAAAACACCACUCCGUUUGCAGACAGUGAAAAUGAAAGCAUUUCUGUCCUCACACAAGCAGCCAAAACUCCCGAACCAGAUUCCCCAUCUCUCUCUCAUCCCCUCGCCACUUUGUCCCACAGCAACCUCCCCUAUCUCAUCUCUCCAGAUGUCAAAGCAGCCCAUCCAAAUACGGAGAAACAGGUGUUGGACCUGGAUGCUUGGUUAGCUGGCUUGAACACAAAGAUUAAGGUCUGGAAUGAAGAUGAAGAUGAUUAUGAGGAUGAUGAUGAUGAUGAAAGUACACAAAAGGAUGAGGAUUCAAACUAUGAUUCGGACUCUGGAGAGUCCUCGGUGACCAUUACUAGUAACAUGAGUCAGUCAGAUCGCAGGAGCUUCAGUGUCAGCCUGUCAGACCUGUGUAACUUUGCUGGAGUUGACUCUGAGUCAGAGAAUGACAGCGAUGAGAGGCAAUCUAGAGGCCGGAGGUCUGCCUCUCUGAGCUCAGACAUGUCGGCCCUGUCUUGUGUGUCUGUGAUGCCCAGUGAGGAGCUCGACAGGCUGCUGGAGGAUGUCCGGAACCUGGGGGACAGCAACCUGCAGGACUAUGACGAUGUGCAGGUGGUGGUUCUCCAUAAGGAGGUGGGAGUAGGACUGGGCUUCAGUGUGGCAGGAGGCGUGGACCAAAACAAGCCAAUCACUGUUCACAAAGUGUUUCACUCAGGUGUUGCAGCCCAGGAAGGCUCCAUAAGGGAAGGGUGCCAGGUCUUGUCAAUCAAUGGCACAGCACUGUGUGGCUACGCACACUGGGAGGCCCUGAGGGUCCUGAGAAGAGCAAAGACUCGGGAUUUAGGGGUGGUGGUCCUGAGGAGGGGAGGGAUUAGCACUGUCUGUAAAGGGGGAGCGCAGGCAAAUAAUCAGGGACCAAUGCAGACUCAGUUCACUGAGACAGGUCAGCGUGUGUGUGUGCGUCUGGAGAAGAACAGCAGGGAUCUGGGCUUCAGCCUGGAGGGAGGUGUAGACUCCUGUCCAGAGAACAGACCACUUACUGUGCAGAAGCUCUUCCAGGGAGGUCCUGUUGACAAGGUGUGUCCUGGUGAUGAGGUCGUAGAGAUUGAGGGUGUGAGCAUGGUGGGGAUGAGACGCCUGGAGGCCUGGACUUUGAUCAGAAAACUGCCCCCUGGGCCUGUGGACGUAGUGCUGCGUCGCCCUCUCAAACAUCUGGAAACAUGAGGAUUAUUGAGGUGCUUUGUGCACAGUAAAGAUCAGCGACUGAUGACAGACAAGAAACUAAAAGCCAUCCAUGAGAGACAGCAUUGCCUGUAGUGGCUUGAAUUAAGUGAGAUAUUUCGGCCUAAUGUCAUUAAAACAAUUAGUUUUUAUAGUCAUUAUAAAGAAGCCCUAAAGGAAAUAUAAUCUUGGAGACCAGGUCAAAAGUGUGUAUUUUCCUUCACUUUAUACAGGAUUACAUCUACCUCAAGGCCUGGGGUAUUUCUGUACCAGCCAUGAUUAAAGUGCACUGAUGGCUCAUACAUUUAUUAAGUCAACCAACCUUUGUAACAGAUAGUUUUGUCAUUUAAAAGCUAGUAAUGUGGGCCCUGUAAAAAUACAUUUGAAAAUACAUGUUGUAAUAUAUAUUGUGAAUAAUAGCUAACUGCAUAUAGAGUUUAUAUUGCUUUUAAUAAAUCCUAACUUAAAGUGA
Siniperca chuatsi (mandarin fish) is the source of this 4955-nucleotide messenger RNA. RefSeq lists its product as uncharacterized. Bases 1025 to 4486 code for a protein of 1153 amino acids. Gene Ontology annotation, molecular function: cytokine activity; CD4 receptor binding. The record is from RefSeq and is a predicted model, not a curated record. Lineage: Eukaryota; Metazoa; Chordata; Actinopteri; Centrarchiformes; Sinipercidae. The transcript is spliced from 7 exons. Gene Ontology annotation, biological process: induction of positive chemotaxis; leukocyte chemotaxis.